GUUCAAUUAAAGUUUAAAUAUAAUAUAAAAGAAAAAUUCAAUUUUUUUGAAAAUGAUUUCAUAUUCAAGUAAAUUUAUUUAUAGCUUGUUGAUAUUUUUUGUUCUCACGGAAGUCAGAAUAGAUGGAAAAAUUCUGACUGAAUGUGACGCUGCACGAGAGCUCAAAAAUUCUGGAGUAUCUGCUACUUUUCUGAGUAAUUGGGUAUGUUUAAUGAAAAGUGAAAGCGGAUUGAACACAAGUUUAGUAAAAGGACCCGGUACAAUGUCAAGCUAUUCAUACGGCGUUUUUCAAAUAAAUAGCUUAAAAUGGUGCAAGAUAGGAAGAAAAGGCGGCGAGUGUAAUGCAAAAUGCGAAAACUUUGCCGACGAUGAUAUAACCGAUGACAUUGUAUGCGCUAGAAAAAUUCAGAGUACCGAGGGGUUCAAGCACUGGGACGGAUGGGUCAAAAAGUGCUACAAGAACGAACCAGGACUUCCUAAUGUCAACGGGUGUAAAAGUAAUGCCGUUAAACGUCAUGCAGUUAUGAGAAAACUCAUCGAUUUUUUUAACUAAAAAAUUAAAAAAUAAUUUCUUAAUUUAAUUGUAAUUAAAAAUAUCAAAUUUCUAAAAAAAAUUCUUAACUAAUUAUCGGCACAAUAAAUCAG
Molecule: messenger RNA, 645 nt
Organism: Cotesia congregata
Lineage: Eukaryota; Metazoa; Arthropoda; Insecta; Hymenoptera; Braconidae
Source: the annotation of a GenBank genome assembly